AGAGGGGAAGCCGGUGGGAGAGGCUGCAGCUGUCCGCACCUCCUCCCAGACCCACCAUGUCGGAGGUGGACAAGUCCCAGCCAGUGGCCCUGGGGGCCUCGCGGGUCGAGCUCCGGGUCUCAUGCUGGAACCUCCUGGACCGGGACACCCUGACCAACCCGAACCCCUGCGUCGUGCUGAAGCAGCAAAGCGAGGGGCAGUGGAGCGAGGUGGGGCGCUCCGAGAUCAUGUGCUGCAGCUUGAACCCCGUCUUCUCCCACGUCUUCCCGCUGGACUACUUCUUCGAGGAGAUGCAGACGCUGGGCUUCGAAGUCUACGACGCCAACGGUGCUGAGGAUGCGGGGUUCCAGGAUGAUGCUUUCCUGGGGGAGGCCGAGUGCUCCCUGGGCCAG
This is a messenger RNA of Terrapene triunguis (Three-toed box turtle), 392 nucleotides long. RefSeq names its product copine-7-like. Gene Ontology annotation, cellular component: plasma membrane. The annotation marks the transcript as partial. Gene Ontology annotation, biological process: cellular response to calcium ion. The transcript is spliced from 3 exons. Gene Ontology annotation, molecular function: calcium-dependent phospholipid binding. The record is from RefSeq and is a predicted model, not a curated record. Lineage: Eukaryota; Metazoa; Chordata; Testudines; Emydidae.